This is a messenger RNA of Gryllus bimaculatus (two-spotted cricket), 294 nucleotides long. The record is from the annotation of a GenBank genome assembly. Lineage: Eukaryota; Metazoa; Arthropoda; Insecta; Orthoptera; Gryllidae.
AUGGCAGGCGUCGCAAUUGUUGCCGCCUACUUUCACUUCACGCGUAACUUUGGCCACUGGAAGAGAAAAGGCAUCAAGGAGCUCAGACCCCUUCCCUUCGUGGGAAACCUCAAAGAUGUCGCCUUCAUAAAGAAGAACAUCGGCAUGGUGGCUUCUGCAAUCUACGAGCAGCACAAGAAGGAACCGUUCAUUGGCAUAUACGCGUUCGAUGAACCAGUGCUCCAAGUCCACGACUUGGACCUCGUGAAAGCCGUGCUGGUCAAGGACUUUCAGUACUUUCCCGAUAGAAGUUGA